UCCAAAACCCCACUCUUUCUCCCUCUGUAGAGCUCCAAACUCUCUCAUGGAGAUCGAUCCCAAAGAGUACCAAUUGCGCUGCGAACUCCGAGGCCACGAAGACGAUGUACGUGGGAUUUGUGUGUGUGGAAAUGCGGGCAUAGCGACGUCGUCUCGGGACCGGACCGUGCGGUUCUGGUCCCCGGACACGUCGGACGAGCGCAAGUACGCGGCAUCGAAGAUUCUGCUGGGGCACACCAGCUUCGUGGGCCCGUUGGCGUGGAUUUUUCCGAACGAGGAGUUCCCGGAGGGCGCUAUCGUGUCCGGCGGCAUGGACACGCUUGUUCUGGUGUGGGACUUGAGGACCGGUGAGAAGGUGCGGACGCUGGAAGGUCACCAAUUGCAGGUGACUGGGGUUGCGUUGGAUGAUGGCGACAUUGUGUCGGGCUCGGUUGAUUGGUGA
Molecule: messenger RNA, 442 nt
Organism: Corylus avellana
Lineage: Eukaryota; Viridiplantae; Streptophyta; Magnoliopsida; Fagales; Betulaceae
Source: RefSeq, a predicted model, not a curated record